This is a messenger RNA of Dreissena polymorpha, 895 nucleotides long. RefSeq lists its product as uncharacterized. Bases 13 to 528 code for a protein of 171 amino acids. Lineage: Eukaryota; Metazoa; Mollusca; Bivalvia; Myida; Dreissenidae. The record is from RefSeq and is a predicted model, not a curated record. The transcript has 5 exons.
GUGUGAGCUAUCAUGUCGGACCGAAGUUUACAAGAUGUGAUCAGUUUGUUUGGACGUCGAUCGAGAACUCGGGGACUUGCAGAUUAUCAGAUAUUUGCACAAGGUCCAGUGAUUGAUUUGCGUUUGGAACGACACAACAGGUUAAUUAAAAGGGAAUACGACCGUGUAUUAGAUCAAGUUCUGGCGCUAUCCACUAUGCAGGGCAGUCGGCUUACAGCUGAGGCCCUUAUAAUCCUUGUGAAUGCUUCGGACAUACAUAUCAGAUCCAUUCGAGCGGAAUUCAGAAGUUUUGUGUCUCUUCUACAAAACGACGAGGACCGAAAUUCAAUGGAAUUUGAAAGAGAUAUGGAAGUUUCUGAACUUACUAGAAUGAAAGACAUCGGAGAAGCAGACUUACUUGCACACCGAGAAAACACACACUCGCCUGAAAGAGUUGCGAACAAAGUUAUCAACGUCCUGCUGAAAAUGGAAACAACUAGGAAGGCGUUCAGCAGAACAAUACGAGCGUUAGCUAGCAGUCGGCUAUAAAAUGUGGAAAAUGUAAAGCCUUUUAAAUGUACGCUUACCGUUGUUCUAUUUCUACUAAUAUAUACGAUAAUAAGUUGCAAUAUCUAUCAAAUCUAUGACACGAAAUUCUUUGAUAACAGUUCUGUCAUAAAGAAGCCUUUUAGAAAGAUGUGCAAAAUUUAAGAUUCAUAUUUCUAGUAACUACACGUAUGAACAACAGGUAUACUAAUGCAAUAAUCAAAAAUUAGCGACCAGUACAUUUAUUUAUAAAUUUUUAUGAAACCUUGUAGAGCGCAUGUGCAGGAAAAGAUUUUGGCAUGUACCAACUAUCAAUCGUUUUUUAAAUCUGAAAUGGAAUAAGAGAGAGUUUAAAAGCAUUUAAUUUAAA